AUGGCUCCCACACAGGUGAAUUCCUACGGCACUUCAGACAUUGAGAACAAGGUCUUGAGAAGAAUCGAGAUCUCUAAAGUUGCUAGAAAUCUGCAAGACUGCCUCGCCUUUGCAAGCUUCAAAGCUCAGAAUGGCUGGCAGGACAGAACCCUUCGCUCGAUCGAACCAGAAGUUGCAGAGCAGCUGAAAAGGAAGCGGCCUCAUAGUGAGGACAUGCUCUCAGACGACUCGGACGACUUACCUCCCCUCGGUGGGCUCAGACGAGCAAACACCACAAAUUUCAGGGCUCCCAACCAGCCAUACACUUCUUCCAGAAAGAGAGUCCGUUCUGCUUCUGCCACGGCUGCAGACAAGACUGUGCAUUUCUCUGGCAAUUGGAGGCAAGAGAAUGGCAUGGCCCAUACCUCCCCUGCACACAAUCAUACCCACUCUGCACCUUUCGAGUCGACUUUGCAUGAGAUGGAAGACUCUCCCAUGUUCGAUGUUCACAGCGACGAUGAAGGUGCUGAGUUGGGUCAUGAGCCGUCCAGCAGCAUCAUAUCGACGUCGCCACCACGGACUCCCCCGCCAACGAGACGUCGCCUUCAAAACACGAAGCAAGCUGGAGCUGAUCUCCUCCUCUACUUGGCCAACUCGCCCUCGCGAUCUCCUGCCAUCAACGUCACUCACAUUUCCAGCUCAUCCAAACCGCCCUCGACACCGCCCCAGCACAAUCAUCUGCCAUCGUCGAUGAUGAACACUCCUGGCCAGAGCCUUGGUCUAUUCAAUGGGGCUCUGACGCCUGGACAGAACUUCAAUCUUGCAGACUACUGCAACGUCACACCUAGUCCAGCACAGGCACCAUGGGGUAGUCGUGCCCCUGCCUUGAGAACACCCGGACGGUUCGGACGACCUACGGGUAUGGACACUCUACGAAAACCUCCGACAAGUCAAGGCCUUGCACUACAGCUAGGCGAGGAGCUGCCUCGAUGA
Cyphellophora attinorum is the source of this 972-nucleotide messenger RNA. RefSeq lists its product as uncharacterized. NCBI's taxonomy places the organism in Eukaryota, Fungi, Ascomycota, Eurotiomycetes, Chaetothyriales, Cyphellophoraceae. Bases 1 to 972 code for a protein of 323 amino acids. The record is from RefSeq and is a predicted model, not a curated record. The transcript has 2 exons.